This is a messenger RNA of Letharia lupina, 432 nucleotides long. RefSeq lists its product as uncharacterized. Lineage: Eukaryota; Fungi; Ascomycota; Lecanoromycetes; Lecanorales; Parmeliaceae. The transcript has 2 exons. Bases 1 to 432 code for a protein of 143 amino acids. The record is from RefSeq and is a predicted model, not a curated record.
AUGGUACCCGGCAAUAACACCCCACCACCUUUAGGCAUGCGUCCUCAUCACCCUGUCCACCUCACAGGGGAUUGGGACGGACCAGGACACAUCACUGUCACAUUCUCCAACUACGGCGACAACAUCCCUCGCGACCUGGCAAGGGUUUGCACGGCUCGCGCUUCCAUCGACGCAUGGCGCAAAGUCCGCACGGUCUGGAACGAGCCAAUUGGCAAGAGCGUACUCGUUUAUGACCAUUCGGACGUCUUCCUUCACAUCAUGCCCGCCCCUGCAAUGGACUGGAAAAUGCUGUAUUACGUUUCGCUGGUGUUGGACAACUUCGAGGACGGGUUUGACAGUAUGGCCUUCGACUUUGAGGCGGAGGUGCCAGGGGUUGAAGGGUUUGCGGCGACGGGGAACCUGACUAUGUUUCCUCCUUUGGCACCCUCUUGA